CCACAGAGUACCACAAUAACAAGAUUGUUAUAUUCAGGGUUUUCUCUGUGAUUUAGAGCUGGACAGCACCGACGGCAUUGUGAGCAUUAAAAUGAUAGAUACGAAAGCAGUAGCACCAGCAAGCCAGUGCAAACAUCAGCAGACGCAGCAGUCCAACAUGGUUUUAUGAUAGCCCCACAACAAAGCCCCAAACGCAAGAACAGAAACUAGAAUUUUGCGCAGCAACAAACCAGCCAGCAGGGGAAGAUCCCAGACCAGAUCCCUGUACCAAACACCAACAGCAUGGCGGACAGCAACGAGGCAGCGAGUGGACUGGCGAAAACAGCCUCCUCACCCACCGCCCUCAACCUGGUGACGAAGCGCUCCACGCUUCGGCACAGCCAGCUGUCGGACAGUGGCGCCGAGAGUUGUGGCGAUGGAGGCGACGAACAGACCCGUCUCUUACGCACACCCUCCUCGCGCGCCCAUAAGUACAUCAUUAUACCGGCCACGCCCGGAGCGACUGCGACGCCGGGAAGCCCCGUGGGACCACUGCCAUUUCGUCAGACCAGCUCAACCACCUCGUUGGCUGCCAUGUCGGCGGCCAUACACAGGCAGCCGCCACGACAGACGUCGAUCAAAUCGCGACCCAGCUCGGAGGUCAUACAGCAGCCGCAGCUGAUGGCUCAGCCACCGCCAGCGGCAGCAACAUCCACCUCCACGGUGACCUUCACCCUGGAAGAUUGCGAGGGAGAGCCCGGCGCUGUUGAGCAGCAGCUGCCCAACUACACACACAGCCCGGCGGUCAUCUCACCCACGCCAGCGACCCUGACCUGCACCACCACCACGACCAUGGCGGGUGACACGGUGGCCAUGUCGCCGCUAAGCAUGGAUUUGCGCUCGAGGAUCGGCAGCCACAGCAGCAGCAUGCGCUCUGUGGCCUCAGGUUAUAUGCCUGCCCUGAAUGACAGCAGUGGUAAUCUUGUGGGUGGCAUUGCGGUUGCCAAUUCUGGGCUGCAUGCACCCAAUCCGCUGUACAUGCAACCGCAAGCAUCGCUGAGCGGCAGUUCCUAUCUAUUUCACGAUUUGCCCGCCCAUCAGAUCUACUCGGAUGUGACGUCAGUGCGCUCCCUCGCCUCCAUUGGCAUUGGAUCCACAGAUGGACGGAAGUUGGUCAUACGUCGAGUGCCGACCACCGCCAACGAGCUGUUCGACAUGGUCAAUCCGCAGACACCGCCUCCUCUCGGCAUCGAUGACGAUGACAGCUACAUGGAUAUGUCCGACGACGCUGUGCAGCUGAAGCCGCGCCAGCAGCACUGGGCCAACAAGAUGCAAUUUGUCUUGGCCUGCAUCGGUUAUUCGGUGGGCCUGGGCAAUGUUUGGCGUUUUCCCUACAUGUGCUACAAAAGUGGCGGUGGUGUCUUUCUAGUGCCCUAUUGCAUAAUAUUGUUCAUAUGCAGUAUUCCGCUGCUUUUCAUGGAGCUGUCUGUGGGCCAGUACACUGGCCGUGGACCGAUUGGGGCCCUGGGUCAACUGUGUCCUUUGUUCAAAGGAGCUGGACUCGCUAGUGUGGUCGUCUCGUUUCUCAUGUCCACAUACUAUAGCGUCAUCAUAGGUUAUUCCAUUUACUACUUCUUUACGUCAUUUAAGACGGAGAUGCCCUGGAUUGACUGCAACAACAGAUGGAAUACACCGGACUGUUGGGUGCCGCAACGCAAGGAACUCAAUGCCAGCGCACCGGACACAUCACGCACACCCUCUGAGGAGUUCUUUGAAAAUAAGGUUCUGCAGAUUAGCGGUGGACUGGAAUAUCCCGGAAUGAUGCGCUGGGAGCUGUUCGCUUGUCUUAUUUGCGCCUGGCUGAUGGUGUACUUUGCCACAUGGAAGUCAAUCAAGUCGUCGGCCAAGGUUCGCUACUUCACGGCCACAUUUCCGUUUGUGCUCAUCAUCAUACUCAUGGUACGGGCCGUGACGCUCGAUGGGGCGGCCGAGGGACUGCGCUACUUCUUCCGCCCAAAGUGGUCAGAGCUGAAGAAUGCCAAUGUGUGGAUCAAUGCCGCCUCCCAGAACUUCAAUUCGCUGGGCAUUACCUUCGGAUCCAUGAUCUCCUUUGCCAGCUACAACAAGUACAACAACAACAUACUCCGCGACACGAUCGCAGUGAGUGCUGUGAAUAUGAUAACCAGCCUGCUGGUCGGCAUAUUCGCCUUCUCCACUUUGGGCAAUUUGGCGCUGGAGCAGAACACCAAUGUGCGGGACGUCAUUGGCGAUGGGCCGGGCAUGAUAUUUGUGGUUUAUCCACAGGCCAUGGCCAAGAUGCCGUACGCCCAGCUGUGGGCGGUUAUGUUCUUCUUCAUGCUGCUCUGCCUGGGCCUGAACUCUCAGUUUGCCAUUGUCGAAGUGGUGGUCACCUCGAUACAGGAUGGCUUUCCGCGUUGGAUUAAACGGCACCUGGGCUACCACGAAAUAGUUGUGCUCUUUGUCUGCGUUAUAUCGUGCCUCUUCGGUAUGCCGAACAUCAUACAGGGCGGCAUCUACUACUUCCAGCUGAUGGACCACUAUGCCGCCUCCGUGACAAUUAUGUUUCUGGCCUUCUGCCAAAUGAUUGGCAUUGCCUGGUUCUACGGCACCGGAAGAUUGUCGAAGAAUGUUAAACAGAUGACCGGCAAGGCUCCAUCUUUCUAUCUCAGAUCCUGUUGGCUUGUGCUGGGACCAUGCCUGCUCUUUGCAAUUUGGGUGCUGAGUCUCAUCAACUACCGCGAGCCAACAUAUCACAAUGGCAGAUACACGUAUCCGGACUGGGCCUAUGGCAUUGGAUGGAUGUUCGCAUCUUUCUCACUGGUCUGCAUUCCGGGGUAUGCGAUAAUCAACUUCAUGCGGACCAGCGGGGACAGCUUUUGGGAUCGCAUCCGGAACACGCUGCGACCCAAUAUCUAUGAGUGCAAGAUCUGUGGCGAACAUCACUGCGAACACGACUAUCCGGAACAGGAGCAGUAUAUGCUGGCCCAGGAGCUGGCCACCGUGUACAAGCCCACAACCAGCCACCUGCAUCAUUUGGGACAAAAGUCCGGAUACAAUGCUAUGCAGGCCUCGACCACGGGCCCCCACGGUUCCCACUCGGAGUACAAAUAUCAGUCCAAGGUUCACUCAGAGCCACCACCAAAUGCGACAGAUGAGAAGAAUGGAAAAUAGAAAACCACGCUUGGCACGAGUAUCCUGUUCAAAUGAAUGCAAUUUCGAAUUAUUUUUAAUGAAUCAUUUACGCGACUUUCCAGGAUUAACUAAAGCUAAUUAAAUUAUCGACAUUGUCUUGAACAACUAUCA
This is a messenger RNA of Drosophila subobscura, 3303 nucleotides long. It is a transcript of the gene ine, whose product is annotated as sodium- and chloride-dependent GABA transporter ine. Gene Ontology annotation, biological process: sodium ion transmembrane transport; neurotransmitter transport; glial cell growth. Bases 283 to 3171 code for a protein of 962 amino acids. The transcript is spliced from 9 exons. Gene Ontology annotation, molecular function: neurotransmitter:sodium symporter activity; osmosensor activity. The record is from RefSeq and is a predicted model, not a curated record. Lineage: Eukaryota; Metazoa; Arthropoda; Insecta; Diptera; Drosophilidae. Gene Ontology annotation, cellular component: membrane.